CGUUUAAAGCAGUCUAAUCACGUUUAAGUAUUUGCUUAAAGAUUAGCACCCACACCCAAUCCGUUAAACACUUUCCCGCAGAUUUUCUCUCUCGCGCACAUCUAACGAACUCGUUCUCUCAGAAAAUUUAGCACUAAAACACUUCUAAAUUGCUCAAUAUAUUCAAAUUGCAUCGUUUCUCAGAAGCAAUUUCGCAAUUAGAAGGCGGAGAGAUUUAUUUUCUCGGAUUUGAAGUAGUGAAUUUUGAUGGCGGCAAGUGCGAAUCCGGCGGCGGGUAAUAAUGGCGGUCAAGAAGGGACGAAUAAUGCGAACGGCACAACGAAUAACGGCGUUUCGGUUCCUGAUAACUCUGUGAUUGGACCUAAUCAGGGGGAGCUCAUUCACAGUAGAGGCCUUGCCGUUGAAUGGUCUCCCGACGAACAAUCUCUCCUUGAAGAAUUGCUCGCCAAAUACGCAACUGACAAACCAAUACAUCGUUAUGCUAAAAUUGCUAUGCAGUUAAAGGACAAGUGUGUACGAGAUAUAGCGUUGAGAUGUAGAUGGAUGAGUAAAAAGGAAAAUGGGAAGAGAAGAAAAGACGAUCAAGUUUCGAGGAAAAAUAAAGACAAAAAGGAAAAAAUUACGGAUUCUAUGCCAAAAUCUACUCAUGCUGCAAAUCGCACAAAUGGUCCUCCCUAUGCUCAAGCUGUUAUGUCAAUGGACAGUGAUGAUGGAAUUUCCUACCAAGCCAUUGGUGGUCCCGCUGGACAGCUUCUUGAGCAAAAUGCUCAGGCCUUGGAUAAAAUUUCUGCGAACUUUGCUAUUUUUAAGAUCCAGGAAAACAUCAACCUUUUCUGUCAAGCUCGAAACAAUAUCCUCUCCAUCUUAAAUGACUUGAAUGACGCGCCAGAGAUAAUGAGGCAGAUGCCUCCACUUCCUGUAAAGCUAAAUGAUGAGCUCGCCAACUCAAUGCUUCAGCGACCACCGUUGCCAAAAUAGAUCAUGAGGUCCUGGUUUUCUUCCUCGGGGGCUUUCUGGGAGAUGUUUCUCACGAAUUUCCUGAAAUUGAGACACUUUAGAUUGCUUAGAAAGCAUAAUAAACUGGCUUUGUUGCUUUUACAUGUCAGAGUUCGUUUGCACUUUGUUUUUCUUUUUAUCUUUAUUGGAAUAAUACUACGAAUUAGCUGGUUUAGCAUGUGAAUAUAGCAAGUGUAGGAAGGGUUUCUUUUUUAUGUAAAUAAUUUCAUUCAUAGAAGUUAAAUAGAACGUUUUGGUUCAUGAAAGUUGGUUACUGACUCUGACUUGCUUCCAGUGAUAA
This is a messenger RNA of Nicotiana tabacum (common tobacco), 1297 nucleotides long. RefSeq lists its product as uncharacterized. NCBI's taxonomy places the organism in Eukaryota, Viridiplantae, Streptophyta, Magnoliopsida, Solanales, Solanaceae. The record is from RefSeq and is a predicted model, not a curated record.